This is a messenger RNA of Malaclemys terrapin pileata, 831 nucleotides long. RefSeq lists its product as uncharacterized. The transcript has 5 exons. NCBI's taxonomy places the organism in Eukaryota, Metazoa, Chordata, Testudines, Emydidae. The record is from RefSeq and is a predicted model, not a curated record. Bases 1 to 831 code for a protein of 276 amino acids.
AUGAUAUGGGACUAUCUCUUCCACCUCAAACAGCAAGGGCUUUCCAUGUCAUCAAUAAAGGUCCACCUGGCCGCUAUCUCUGCCUUCCAUCCAGGCGUGGAGGGUGUGGAUUGCUGGUCUGUCUUCGCCAACCCCUUGACAGGGCAGAGCUGCUAUAGGAAGGAUGUUUCUGAAUCCCCUGUGCUGUCUGUAGAUGUCACAGAUCCAAACAGCAUAAAGGCAGCUGUGCAGAGAGUGGAGGAGCAUGUGAAAGGACAUGGACUGAAUCUCCUGAUAAACAAUGCUGGCAUCGCACGGAUGACCACAAUGGAGAAUGAGAACGCUGAGACCAUGGCAAUUGUAUACCUAACUAACACAGUUGGGCCUCUGCUGGUGAGCCAGGAGUUCCUGCCGUUGCUGAAGAAGGCUGCCCAGCAGAGUACCCAGACAGGGCUGAGCUGCAGAAAGGCCGCCAUUGUCAACAUGUCCAGCACGGCUGCUUCCAUAGCACUUGUUACAUCAUGGGAACUGCUGCCAGACCCCAGCUACCGCUGCAGCAAGGCUGCUCUGAACAUGAUCACCAGGUGCCAGUCCUUGGAGUACAAAGACUAUGGGAUUCUGUGCACUUCUAUCCACCCUGGCUGGGUGAAAACCAGAAUGGGAACAGAAAAGCCGGAGCAGGGCCACGCUACCGGCUCCCGCCUGGGGGGGGAGGGCGCUUCCCGCUGCCCGCGGGAGAGCGGCGUGAGCAAGCAGAGGAGCGGCCCAUCCUCUGAAGCCGGGGCAGGGCCGCGCUACUGGCUCCCGCCGCUCUCCCGCUGUCAGCGCCCACUCCCCAGGCGGAGCCGGUAG